Candidula unifasciata is the source of this 1479-nucleotide messenger RNA. Lineage: Eukaryota; Metazoa; Mollusca; Gastropoda; Stylommatophora; Geomitridae. The record is from the annotation of a GenBank genome assembly.
AUGACAAUAUUUGGACACCUCCAUCUGCUGCGAGUUAUUCCAUUGAGGGCUGUAACUUUUUGCAUCAAUAACACAAUGUUAUCUGCAAGUUCUAGCUCCGCCAACCUUCUGAUCACCCAUCACAACCACACUAAGGCUAUAGACUCAAGCAAGAAGGUGCUAGUGGGUGUGUGCCAGAUGAAUGCUACGUCCAACAAGGCUGAUAACCUUCAGACCAUUCUGGAUCUAGUAGCUUCAGCAGCUGGUCGAGGAGCUCAGAUGGUGUUCCUGCCAGAAGCCUGCGAUUACAUUGGUGAAUCCAAGAACCAGUCUGUUGAAUGCUCAGAGCCUCUCGAUGGCAACUUUAUACACCAGUGUCAGAAAGCGGCCAUCCGAAAUAAAGUUUGGCUGUCUAUUGGAGGAUUUCAUCAGAAGGCACCAGAACAAGAAAAGUCAAAGCUCCUGAACACGCACGUAAUCAUUGACCUUGAUGGAAAUGUGGUGGCCACCUAUGACAAGGCCCAUUUGUUCGAUCUGGAUAUACCUGGCAAGGUGCAUCUCUGUGAGAGUGAUUAUGUCCUUCCAGGCAAGAAGAUUGUUUCUCCGGUUCAGACUCCUGUCGGCAGAAUUGGCCUAUUAACUUGCUACGAUGUCAGAUUCCCUGAGAUAUCACUAGCCUUGGUUCAGCAAGGAGCCCAGAUCAUCACUUACCCAUCUGCCUUCACUCAAACCACAGGCAUGGCUCACUGGGAGAGCCUGCUUCGAGCCCGUGCCAUUGAGACCCAGUGCUACGUUGUUGCUGCUGCUCAGACGGGUAAACAUAACCCCAAGAGGUCUUCAUAUGGUCAUGCAAUGGUUGUUGAUCCCUGGGGUGCUAUUAUAGCACAGUGCAGUGAAGGAACAGGUGUGUGUGUGGCAGAAUUGGAUUUAGAGUACUUGGAAAGAGUACGAUCAGAGAUGCCGGUCCGGCUACACCGACGUACCGACCUGUAUGGGCGGAUAGCAGCUCCAGAAUCUCAGAUUUCUACUAUCCCACCAGAUGACUGCCACAGCUACCAGUUUGGCCACCUCAAAAUAACCUCAAACCAGGUGAUCUAUCGUACAUUAUUGUCAUUUGCGGCAGUCAACAUCAAGCCUGUUGUUCCUGGACAUGUCUUAGUAGUGCCAUUACGUGCGACUGCCCAGUUUUCUGAUCUCAGCCCUGCAGAAGUGACUGACCUGUUCCUGACUGCUCAGCGAGUGGGAGACGCAGUAAAGAAACAUUUUGGGGCCACUUCCAGCACACUGGCUAUACAAGAUGGGCCUGAAGCUGGGCAGACUGUUAAACAUGUUCACCUCCACAUUUUGCCAAGAAAGCAGGGAGACUUCAAGGAGAAUGAUGACGUCUACCAGCAGCUGGAAUCUCAUGACCAAGACUGGACGCCCAUCACAAAACUGCGGACACAAGAGGAAAUGGCAGAAGAAGCUGCUCAUCUCCGGCAGUAUUUCUACCACAGUUAA